AUGCCUGAACCUACUCUACCUGCUAAAAUCACCAAUACGAAGUAUUUGACUUCUUACAACUGGAUCAGCAAGGAACAACCCGAGAUUAUCAUCCCCGGCGAACCCCCAGAAUGGACGCCGCUUUCUGAACCCAUUCAGCUGCGCGUGGACUCUGGUGUUUACUUUCGUGACUUGAACCAGGCACGGCAUCCCACAUACCCACUUGAGCCUGUUUUCCAAGCGAUACUCAUAGAUAAACCGGAGUUCUGUGUCGACGAUUUGGAUAUUGUGGCUUGUGGCAGCACGUUGGGAAAUCUGUUGAGGUUUGUGCGUGGCAGAGCCCCUACAUUUAGGAUGCUGGUCGAAGUAAUCGGGAAUACAGUCUUCCUUAUCAGAAGACAAAAUUCACCCAAAGAAACCAUUCCGGAUAUCCGAGGGUUUGGGCAUAGCUUUCCAGAGGCCUACACGACGUGGGGUAAAGACGUUGGGAGAUCAGAGUCUCAUCAGCGUCUUAUCAACUUUGAAUUUGCCAACAUGAAUUGUCUCGUACGAUUUGAAGGUGACGGUUAUCUUCCUGACCUAUUGCCCGAUGAUUUGAAAACACAGAAAAAUUCUAUUUCUAGCACAGGUGAAUCGGAACCUGAAGAUCUCUUAUCAUCUCUUCGAUCAGCCACAAUUUCGGCUGUUCACUCAUCCAAGACGGCCCAAGACUCAAAGACUCUGCAAGCCUCAAAAGGGGGUCGCCAUAUUCCACAAUGUGCGGUAUUCGACCUGAAGACGCGUUCUGUCCGAAAAGCCGACAUCGAUACCCUUUCAGAAGAGAUGCCCCGUUUAUGGAUCAGACAGAUUCCCAACUUUGUGCUCGCCUACCACACCUUCGGCAAGUUCAAUGAUAUCCGAGUUCAGGAUGUGCGAGAGAAAAUAAUGGAAUGGGAAGAAAUUGAACAGCCGACCUUGCAGAGGUUUGCCACUUUGUUGCAGAUGGUUACAUCAUUCGCUCGUAGCGCAGAAGACGGCAAGAUUGAACUUGAACAUGACGAGGAUGAGGCUCAGGGCGUUCUAAAUCUGAGGAUUCCGGGAGGAGAUGUUGACAGUAUACUGCCGCCAGCUUUGGUGGAUAAUUGGAAUGCCCACAGUGGCUCUGAUCUGGAGUCAUAG
Molecule: messenger RNA, 1137 nt
Organism: Penicillium angulare
Lineage: Eukaryota; Fungi; Ascomycota; Eurotiomycetes; Eurotiales; Aspergillaceae
Exons: 1
Coding region: 1-1137 (378 amino acids)
Source: RefSeq, a predicted model, not a curated record